AUGCUGAACCGCCAAGCGGCUUCUUUGCUGUCAGAACUCCUCAUCAUGGUAUGUCUUCUUUAAUCUCCAUACCUGGGGUUUGGAUAUAGAACAGGGAUGGGAAAUAUGUGGCCCUGCAGAAGUUACUGGAUUCCUUCUCCCAUCAGCCUCAGCCAGCAUGACCACAGAUCAAGGAUGAUGGGAGUUGUAGUCUGACAACAUCCAGAAGGACACAGUUUCCUCAUUACUAGUGUAGAACAUCUGGAUGCGAAAUUUAAAAUAUGCACCUUGUAUGCUAUCAAAGGAGUCCAUCCUCUCUGUCUCUCUCUCUGUCUCUCUCUCUCCCGCACGUAUCAUCCUGGAUGUAUUUUUGUGAAAGUGUACCAGAACUAGAUUAGUAAUUAGUUGAAGUGUAAUAAUAGUUGAGCCUCACUUUCUUGGGCAACUUCCUAUCGAGUUUGAAGGAAAGUGCUGUCUAAGUAUUUAUAUAUUUAUAUUAUUGCUUAUAGCAGUACCUUUUCAUGGGCCACAUGGCUCUGUGAAUGCUGAUGUUAACUGAAAGCAAAGUAUUAAUCACUCUUAAGUGAGCAGAGUGAUUAUUUUGCUCAGCAAAAUACUCAGCAUAUUUUGAUUUGUACAACCUUUUGGUGUUACUUGAGUAAUUAAAAUACGGAGGGAGGGGCACACAUCUGAUCCAGCUCUUGUUAUAUACAGCAAGCAAUGGCCUCAGGCAGAGAAGUGUGUCCCCGUGUGCACCAAACAUGACAUAAGGUCAAGUCAAUGAGGUCUGGAUAAGCAUUGCGAUGCAGAUGUGCAACAUGCAUGUGUGAGUGCCUCUUACAUGGGGGUCUCUCACUGGGCUGGGAUAAUUUAAGGUGCCUACCCCCCUGUCAAUAUUUUACAGGAGAGAUUCAUGUGCAUACUAGAGCUUUAGGGUGGUGUAUUUAAACGGGGUUAAGUGAUCUGUUGCCCUAGUGCAACAAAUCCACUUCUUUUCUCUUUGAAAAAUGACGUUUGUGGUUUGGAAAGUGACUGAGAAAUGCACUGAAAAUAUGGGAUGAACAAAUGAUUAAUGAAAUGACUUGAAGACUUAUUGCUACUACUGAAUCUUUACUGGGUUCUCAAUGAUUUUCCAGUGCUGGCUUUUAAUCAGUGUUCACACAUUAUCCAAAACACAGUGUGGACUUUGGGUUUCAAAUUUCAGUGGUGUCCUGUAUGACACCAGAAUUUGGUGCCCACCUUCCAUUUUUCAAUUGGUGUAGCACCCUUUGCAGCACCUUCUUGGCUCUGUCGCCAAUACGGGUGAAUCUGUCACACUCCUCCAAUACAGAUGUGUCCUGCUUCUCUUGAUGUUUCUCAUGCCUGAGUCAUUGGAUACCUACUGCCAGCUAGAGCAAGAGUUCCCCAAAUGUGGCCUUCGGACCAAAAGCUUUGGCGAUGUGACCUAUGGAAUUGUGAAGACCACGUGAAAUAUUCUUAUUUGAUCACAUUAAAUAUUCUUAUGUUGUCUUUUAUUGUAUUGCCAUUUAAAUUCCAAUUUUAUUUUUUCCCCGGGAGGUGGGGGCAGCAUGGGAAUCGCUGUUAGGGUAAACAGUGCUGAGCUGGGUGGCCCAGAUAGUCUGAGGCUGCUUCCUGUGUUCGGUUCCUGUCCUUGGCAGCAAAAACAGAAAACAAGUCUAUAGAGAAGCUAAGAAAAUGCUGCUCCUUCCAAGGCUUAACAGUGUAAUCCAUUUUCAGGUUAGUCAGGGUGAGGGUGACUACCUCAGGCACCCCAAAACCUACAUCUUUGAGCAGUGUGGGGUAGAUACUGUAUGCAAUUGCCCAGGGCCAGAUUUAGGUUUGGUGAGGCCCUAAGCUACUGAAGGUAACGGGGCCCUUUAUAUGUCCAGAUGUCCUUUGUCAACAACAAAUUGUCACUUUUUUGUGUUGAAUAUACGAUAUAUGGUAAUUUAUGGACCUAAUAGGUAUCUAAAGCCAUUUGCACAUGUUGCCAUGCAACCAGUCCAUGCACAAUGUAGGCACCCUAUAUAUAGAAAUGAGCAAAUCAAUAUUUUAGGGAGCAGGCUAGCAGGUGGGGCCCAUUACUUGCACAGUAGGAGCGUACACAACAUAAAACACUGUUGCUGUAUGAAGGUUUUACUUUAUUUGUUUUUUAUCUUAUAUUUUGGAAAUGUAUAUAAAAAAAAUUCUUUCAAUUUUUUUGGGGGGGCCUAAGCUAUAGCUUGUUUAGCUUAUAUGUAAAUCUGGCACUGCACUUGAUAUGUGUAUGUGUCUUCCCGCCCCCCCCCCCCCAGCAGUUGCGGCUGCUCCUCAGUCGGCCAAAUUUCUUGGGCGGUCUCUGAUACUUCCUCGGAAACCUAUGCAGUUCAGUGGAGUUUGCUCCCACGGGGAAGCGGAUAAAGCCUCGCAGCCCAGGUUGCCGUCGAGGACAGCCCGUUUCUCAGCCGAAGGCAGCCGCCUUUCCCAAAGCCGUCCCUGCCCGAGGGCUCCCUGGGCUCGGCCUGCCCAGGCACCUGUUCAUAAGGCUCUCUGCCCAACCGGACGCCCGCAAUGACAGCGGCGCAUCUCCCUCAGUCCCGAGCAAGCCCGGCGCUUGCGCGGCCUCCCUUCCCCAACGCGAGGCGGCGGGAGCCAAUCGCAAGCGGGGAACAGCCGGGCGCUCCAGGCUUCGGUUUGUGACUGGAGGAUCGGUUUCUAUUUAAGGCUCCCGCCUCAGUAAGUGCAGCAUUCUCUCUCCGGGCAAGUUCCCUCAGAGGCGUCGAGCUGCUUCUCUUUUUUUCUCGCGCAGCAACUCCGUAAAUGGUAUUAAGGGGAGUCUAAAGCGGCUGCUGCCCACUGUCCAGGUCCGGGCUGCCACGUGCUGUGCUCUUUUCCGUCGGGAGCGUCUUUUGGACUCGCAUUUUUGUGCAGCCCACGAAGUCCAAAAGCAGCUGCUCAGAGGGAUUGCUUAAGGUGUUCACCCUUUCGCUCCACACAAGGGGCGAGGGCAACCCAGCCAGGUGGCGGUGUAUAAAUAAUAAAAUACUUAUAAGUAUGCUGCUGCUGCUGCUGCUGCUGCUGCUUGACAAGGGAAGAGACUCCAACGAGAGUUGAUGGAUUCGCCUUCCUUGGAUGUUUUUAAGCAGAGGUUGGAUGGCCAUCUGUCCUGGCUGCUCGCGUUGAGAUUACUGCAUUUCAGGGGGCUGGGCUAGAUGACCCUUGGUGUCCCUUCCAACUGACAAAAUGGAUUUCAAUAGGGGUGAAUGUAAGGCUCUGCACUUAGGGAGGAAGAACCAGCUGCACAAAUAUAAGAUGGGGGACACUUGCCUUGCCAGUAGUACAUGUGAAAAGGAUCUAGGGGUCUUAGUAGACCACAAGCUGAACAUGAGCCAAACAGGACUCUCUAUUCUCAGGAGAAUAAUGUAAAAAGGAAAAAAAGCAGGCACUCUAAGAUAGUGAUCUUCUUACAAUUGGAAGUCAAGGGCUUUUUUCUCUAGAGAUCAAUGGGAGCGUCUUUAUCCUUGCACUAUGUCCUCAUCCAGGAAUCAAUAGGCUGAUAACUGUAUAAGCAUAAUGAAUCUGUUCCACUCCUUGCUCUGUAUUUGUGCAGAGACUUGCUGUGUCAGAAAAAAAUUUAAUCCAUUUUAACUAUCAGGAGACCCCUAUCUGGGUACUGACCAGACCCAGGUUUGUGCUGUUUUAGCAAACUUGCUUUGUGAUGUACCUUUGGACUCUGUGUGGAACGUGAUUAUACCUCCUUCCUCCCAGAACCUAGUUCUCAACUCUGGGAGACACAUAUUAGAAAGACUACAAAUGUGUUAACUCAACGCCCUUGUACUAUGGAUUUUAGUAUACUUGAUAAUUGAAGCUGUACGUUUUUAUUUUGAAUUGCAGAGAAGCAUACUGCUGGAGUAAGAAUAUGCAAGGCUUUUAGAGUUAUAGAAUGUUUUGGCUUUUCCUUAUAAUUUAAUCAUCUGCCAAAGCUAUUUAUUGUCUGAUAUAUGAAAUAUGGUCCUUGAAAGAAAUUAAAACAUUAGAAGCACUUUUUGAAUUUGGUCACCACCACCCCUUUCUUUUGAAAGUGAAAUAUGAGUUAUGAGUAUAUGUCCUUGAGUAGAUGUUUUUACAUGCUUUCACCUUUUGGUGAAAAUCCAUGCUGAAAGACUCACGCACUCAUGCUAGAGUGGUAAUGGUAGAAAUAUUAGUAAAUCGCCUUCAUUUUUACUGUAUGUGUUGAAACAGCAGGUGCGGAUAACCUUCUUUGGCCCGAGGGCUGCAUUGUCUGCUUGUAACUCCUUCAGGGACUGCAUGUGGCAAAAAAUCAGUCAUGGGAACUAAACGCUCUUGCAAAUGCACAGGGGAAAACCAUUACCCAUCACUACCUCAGGGCGAAACCCAGCCCAUGAACCAACAAUUUGCCCUCCCUGUGUUAAAAGCAGUCCAGAUAUUCCUCCUCUUCUUUCUUUUCCAUUCUGUAACAGUAGCAUGUGGAUGACAGGCCAUACAGUCAACAGUGCAUUCAGUCUAUCGUGCUGCAUGUGCUUGAGGGUGCUCUUUAACAUGCUGAACCUUGUCUCUCACCACCUGCAGGUCUUCCAUAUCUUCCUUGUCAUGCUGCUCUCUGGUGUGGGCAGCUCCUCUGUUUUAAAUUCCACAUCGCUGGAGGACCAGCUUUUCCAGUACAUUGACGACCAUCAAGAAAAAUUUGUUCAGGUAGAAGCAGCGCCAAAUGUGAACUCUGCUAGCAAAAAAUGUGCCACUCAACCCCACUGUUCCUUACUUGGAAGCAAUUCCUUUUGUAUAACAAGGUUUACUGCCAGUCGAGUUUGCAUAGGAUAACAGCGCCAGCUUGAACCACAGAGCAGAGAGUAACCUCCUCUGCCUCUUUUUUUCCAAUUGCUCAGCUAGGCAGUUACUUCGUUACCAAGGUGCUUGGUGUUUAUAAGCAAGGUAUGACAAAAAUGUUGUUUUUCCUCUUUCAUUUGGCAACACCAAAUUAUACCAACAGGCAAGGCAUAGGUACCCAAUGGUACUUUGUUGCACAACACAACAGUUUAUAAAUAACCCUUCUAGGGGCAAACUAGAUGUGGUAUUUUGCAACAUUUCCCCAUUCAAGUAUGAAGAAAGCAUCAUAGAGUUAGAAAGGAUCCAGAGGGUCAUCUAGUCCAACCCCCUGCAACACAGGAAUCUUUUGCCCAGUGCGGGGCUUGAACUCACAACCAUGAGAAUAAGUCUCAUGCUCUACUGACUGAGCUAUCCUAAAUGAAGUGGGGUUCUAUUUUUUUUUUUUAAUAACAAAAGGCACAUUCAUAGGCACAUUCACCCCUAGGCUUUACAUGCCCACACACUGACAUCACAGAUACUUUUCUCUUAGUACCCCAGGCAGGGAAGAGAAUUUUACAGAGCCACAUAUAUAUUUUUUUGUAAACACAGGCUCCCCCACCCCAUCUUUUAGACCAGAACGUAGCAGAGAUGUAACUAAACAGACAAAGCUGUCCCCAUCACUAUUAGUUUGGCCCUGAGAAUUAAGUUAACUGCACUUGCAUUACCUGUUGUGUUCAUGGGUGUUCCUGAAAUCAGACAAAGGCUAUCUAACAAUACAGAAUGAAUGCAAUUGCAUAAUCCAAACAAAAUUUCAGGAUGGAGAAAAUGGUGUGGGUGGACAUCCUUAUUGCUGCUCUGAUUCUUCCAUGCUUCCUCUUAAAAAAGGAAGAUUUUAUAGUGACGGGUCCCUUAGAUGUAAUUAGAAGGAAAUAGGAUUUACCAAGAUGGAUUACCACACCUUUAAUAGUGGUCCCACCCAGAGGCCAUUUCUAUCUAAUUACUGAAUUCUUAAAUAGGAAGGAAAAAAUGACCGCACAGGCAGUUGUUCAUUUAAAGCUUUAUAUGUCACUUCAUAACACCAUGCAUGAUCACUGUUUUUUUUAUUUCAGACUCUUGAGGAAUGGGUAGCUGUGGAGAGUGAUUCCAUACAACCAGCGCAAAGAUCAAAAGUGAUACAAAUGGUAGAAAAAGCUAAACUUCGUCUCCAGGCCUUAGGAGCAAAUGUGACGUUGGUCAAUCUGUCCGUCCAGCAGGUAACAAGGGGUUUGAGGUGGGAAUAUAUCAGUUUUCUGCUUAUUCCUCCUCAGCUGCAGCUCCUCGUGCAGUACACAUCAUGGUGGGGUGGGGGGGUUGACCUUCAAGUUGCGAUAGUGCGAAGGCAAGGCUGGUUCAGAAGACGCAUUCCAUGAGCAAGAAGGAUUCUGCUCAUGAUUAUUUGGUUCCAAGCCUUUGUUUCAAAACAUAAUGCCUUCCUGUUUUCCUAAGGUUUGAAUUUAACGGAGCAAUGCCUCACUAUACCCCUGCAGGUACUUGAUGGCAGAAAUAUUUCAUUACCUCCUGUCAUUCUGGCAGAGCUUGGAGAAGAUCCACUAAAGCCCACUGUGUGUUUUUAUGGACAUGUGGAUGUGAUGCCUGCUAAAAAGUCGGAUGGGUGGGAAACAGAUCCCUACGUAUUGACUGACAUUGGUGGUAUGUACACCACUAUUGCUUUUGACACGGCUAUUUUAAUGUUGUAUGCAUUUCACACACCCACACCCAUACCCAUACACCCCUUCCCCAACUUUUCAUAAUUCAGCUUCUGCUUAAUGGCAUUAUCUGAAUUGCCGGAAGAGAUCUUUUGAUGAAGGGCGGUAUAUAAAUUUCAUUAAUAAAAUAAUAAAAUCAGAUGCUGUGGAUUAAUGGUCUCAUGACAACCCAACAAGUUUACGCUCCCCCCCCCCCCAAUUUCUCUCCUAAAAGAGGUCACCAUUGAUUACCAAAGCCAUCUUCAGAGCUAAAUCAAAGCUUAAACCCAGAGUAAAAUGAAUGUGGGUAAUCUGCUUCCUCUUGUGAACCUCUGAGACCUACAGGGAUUGGGCAACAGCAACAACUACUAUACCUGGAGUUGAGCCACCCUUAUUCCCUUGAGCAUUGUUUGAGGGGUAGUGAGGCUGAAGAGAGUAUAGUAAAUUCAUGACAGAGGCAAGAGUCAGACCAGGGACUUCCUGAUUCAUAGCUUAGUCUCUUCGUUGUUGUGUUGUACCAUUUCCGUUCUACCCUUAGCAUUAUCAGAAGUUUAAAAGUUUAAUACAAGCUUUCUUUAUCUGGAGGGAACCUUUAUGGGCGUGGAGCAACCGAUAACAAAGGACCUGUCCUAGCCUGGAUACAUGCAGUGAGUGCCUUCAAAGAACUAAGAAAAGUAAGUAAAGUAAAAAAGUGUGCUGUCACCAGAUUUACAGUGGACGCUCGGGAUGCGAACGUGAUCUGUGUGGGAUGCACAUUCGCAACCUGCAGCGGUGUGUCUGCUAACAGGUGGGUUGCGAUUCGGUGCUUCUGCACAUGCGCAAAGCGUGAUUUAGCACUUCUGCGCAUGGGCUACCUGUGAAACCCGGAAGUAACCCGUUCUGGUACUUCCAGGUUUCGGCAGUCCGUAACCCGAAAAAACGCAACCUGAAGCGUCUGUAACCCGAGUUAUGACUGUAUGCCAAAGGCACACAUGGCUGUGAUCUUUAGAACUUUGCUGGACAGUAUUGCACACCACAGACCUUGUCCCAAUGGGCCUGAUUACAUUCAGACCAACACUGAUUAAAUUCAGAGAAUCUAGCAGUAAUCACCUUGUAUGAAAAUCUGAGGUAGAGACUUGAAGACCAGGAAGGGUGUAAAACGCUAGAGAUCAGAUCUAAGAGAACUAGAAUUGGACAAGAACUGUGAAAUCAGAAAGUCAGAAAAAAGUGAGUUGAGACAUGGAUAUGAUCUGUCCUGCUGUAAGGUAACUGCAGAGAAGCAAAAAGAAAGGGGGGGGGGUUUCACUGCAACAUGGAAGUACACUCUCACAGCCAGGGUAGAGUUGGUGUUCCAAGAGUCACAAUUUUCUUGGGUUGUUGGGAGAAAACAGGGUCGGGGUCUCCUUCUCUUAAAUGGAGACUGCCACCAGCAGUCUCUCCCCUCAAGCCUCCCCUAAUCCACCAGGACCCUCAAGAGCCUCCCUUCCUUUUUAAGUAUCUCCUUAUGUUACUUUAUUUUGGGUUCUGCUGAGCUUUCUUAUUCUAGUAAAAGGAAGCAGGAAUGAAAACAAAAAUCUGCUAGCUAGUGCCUUGUCCUGACUAGCUCCAAAAAGAAAUAUAAUAGACAUGAUAAAGAAGCAGCCAGGCUUUAUGAGAUUUUUGAAACAGAGCAGCAUGGUGCAGCGUUUAGGAUACAUUCUGAAAAGCUGAACAAGGCACCUUAGGGCUCACGCCACACUUCCGGUUCUUCCAUGAUUUAUAGGCAUGGGUCCGAGAGGUUUUUCUAUUGUCCUGCUGCUUUCCCCAGGAAAUCCUGCUGCUUACUUCUGGAUCAGAACAAAUGCCAUUCUGCAGGAAACCUGAUUGAUGUUUGUUCUGAUUCAGCAGUAAACAGCAGGCAUGGAAGUUAUUACAUAACAAAAGGGUGAAGGUGAAGAACAAUCAUAGGAGAUCAUGAAUCACUUCAGUUAAAUUUCCCACUACAGAUGUAAGGCAAACACCCUCAUGCAUCUUAGCCAAUCAAAUUUGUAUUUUUAUAAGGUGACCCUGUCUCUUCUGAAAAGGACAGGCUUAGAUUUCUCAAGAAAUGCAAAAGAGGACAUUUGUCUUAAUCAAGGAAGGAUAUUCUUGUGGGACAGAAUCCAGUUACUCACAAGGGAUGAUUAAUGGCCGCUCUUGAUUUGGGUAGAGAAAUGAAUCAGCAGCCAAAUGCAUUUUGUUCCAAACUGGGUGCAUAUGUGUCAAGGAACAGCCAUCAGCACCCCGGCCACUGCAUCCUGCACUCGUUGUUAUGAUUGCCUACGUAGAACACAUUACAGUAGUUGAGCCCAGAGGUAACUGGACAAAAAAUUAGAAUUGACUUUUUACUGAGAGUGCAUUUUCCUUCAGGUAACUUGACAUUUUUUGUUUUUAGGACUUGCCAGUAAACCUCAAGUUUCUUAUUGAAGGCAUGGAAGAAGCAAUCUCCAUUGGACUAAAAGAACUGGUUGAAAGAGAGAAAGAGCAGUUUUUCUCCAAUAUUGACUAUAUUGUGAUUUCAGAUAAUACUUGGCUCAGCAAGGAAAAGCCAGCUCUUACGUAUGGGACUCGGGGAAAUGCCGGCUUCUCUGUGGAGGUAAAAGGGUAAUAAUGGAGUCACAUGUCCUGGCCCACCUCAGCUAAAGAAGGCACUUGCCUGAUAGUUAAGUCUUUAUCGACAGAAGAAGCACUUCCAGCAACUCCUGCAGUGCUCCAGAUGCACACACUUCAGGCCACUAGGCAGCUCUCCCUGAUAUCUGUGCCCAGUGGAGCAGUUGCAGCAACAGUGAGAACCUGCCCCUCUGCUGGCUUAUAUACCCUCCCCCUGAUGGGUUGCGCACCUGCAACCAGAGACUUCUCCUUCAUGGAAGUUGCCACUGCUCUUCUUGGUUCAAGCGCCUCCUGCUUCAAGGAUACAGUGGGGUGGUGGAAGGUGUGGAGUCUACUGACCCAUCCAUCACCAGAACAACCUCCUCUUCUUCCACCACAUACUGCCUGUCUUUCUCCUUCUUGGACUGCCCUGACUCUUCCUUCUUCCCCUUUCCUGGCUCUUGCCUUGCGGGCAGUGCCAAACCCUAUAUAUCACUGGCCCCCUCUCCUGGGUCAUUCCCCUGAUCCCCGGUCCCCUGCCUAUGCCCCACACUCUUUGGAGUCCUGCCAGUCUCUGACAUCAUAUGUGUCUAAAACAUUAUUUUUCUGGCUUUGAUGUUAGGUAGAAAGGAUGCAAAUUGUGCUACCGAUAGAGCAUUCCUUCCACCCUUUCUCCCACUUCUACUCCCCCUUUUAAUUGGUAUUCCAGUACACUUAAUCAUCGCUGCUAAGGUCAUAGUCACUGUCUCCUUCACUUAUAUCAAACAUUUAUUUUGCAAAAACAGGAAGUGCCUGGCACUGCCCAGGAAUUUGUAGAAUCAAAAUACACUGCACUUUUAAAAUGGAUAGUAUACUUUGUGAGUUUGGACCAGUCGUGCCACAAACUGGGAGAGGUCAUGCAGAAGUCACAUUUCAGUACACCAUCUUGAUUCAAAAUGGUGCCCAGCAUCCAAAGAGUGAUGAAGACAACCACCUCAGGAGCCUUCAUGCUGAGAGGUGGCCAAAACUAUGUCAAAAACCAAAGUAAUGCUGAAGUGAUGUUUUGGUCCACCAUCUUGAUCCAUAAUGGUGUCCAGUAUCCAAACAGUGACAAAGUCUGCUCACACCCUGCAUCAAGAACUAUUGUGUCAAGUUAUCUCAAGAGACAGCCAAACCUAUGCCAAGAAACAGUAACCAAAGUCACAUUUCAGCCUGUCAUCUUGAAUCAAAAUGACAUCCAAACAUUGACAAAGAAUGCCACCCUCACCUCAGAAACCCUUGUGCCUAGUUUGGCAAUGAUACCUUGAGUGGCAUCCAAAUGUACAACCAGACAGACAGGCAAACUACUUUCCAAAAUGUAUAACAGAUGAUAGAUAGAUAGAUAGAUAGAUAGAUAGAUAGAUAGAUAGAUAAAUACAGGAGUACUAAUCAUGCUGAUGCAACCCAGGAGACUUCUGGUGGAGAUAGUAGUAUUUGCAUAAUUCUUCUUUCACAGAGAUAGCUGUGUGUGUGUGUGUGUGUGUGUGUGUGUGUGUGUGUUAUCUUGGGGUUCAUCCAUGCUGUCGUUUAAUGCAGAUAGUAAACUUACUGUACCUCCAUUAAUUCUCCAUCAUCUAUAUGGCAUUCUCAUUCAAAUUAACCCCCUUCCACACUUGCCUCUCCCACAAUCUAGAUUUUGUCAUACCUGGGUAACUUUGAAAAGGAGAAUCAUGCAGGGCAACAGAAACAACUGGCCGUUCAUAUGUUGUUGAUGUAAUCCAGAGGGGCUGAAUGUUAAAAGGAAUCGAUGCAAGAUUUAUGCUAUAUAAAUAAAGAGGAUGUAAGCUUCAGGUGCCAACAUAAAAGGAAUGUCAAUACUACAAGCUUCAAUCCUACUCAGAACUAUGAUGCUAAUUCUGAGUAGGAUUGGAGCUUGUAUGGUAAUUCAUUUCUAUGAUGCAAAUUAAAACAAUGAUAAUGUGUCGGUCGUGAUGUUGUCUUCAUGUUUAAAUUAGGUACAAGGUGGCGAAAGAGAUCUUCAUUCAGGAGCUCUAGGUGGCAUCGUCCAGGAACCCAUGUCUGAUCUGAUAGCCUUGCUUGGUAAAAAUUCUGUUCAUUUGUCUAUAUAGUCUUUAAUCAGAAAUUAAGGUCUGCAACAACUGAUAAAAAUGCUUGGUUUAGUUUUCAUAGGCAAGUUAGGAAUGUAGGAUAGUAGAGUGGCAAUUAAUUGGCAAACCCAAGGUUUCUAUAGAUGAAUAUUCACGUGUACAUGUACACAAGACUGAGGACUCUCUGAGAACAGGUGGAGAAGUAGGGGCAGGUUAUAGUAGCCAGGACUGAGGGUAUUGCCAAAUGUUAGUUCCUUUGGUAUUCUCAAGUAACAUAGUGGUAAACUGAGAAUUAUUUUAUAAGGCACUAACUGUGGUGUUUAAAAACACUGAAGCGGAACCCUAAUUGGACAUGAAAUUACAUGCUGAUUUUUCAGAGUACUCAUUGCAUUUGCUGCGACAAUUUCUUUGAACAUUAUGUUGCAGAGUUGCUUGAAACUGAAUCACACCUGAAGGUUAAGUUGCUUUUGCUAAAGCUGGCUUGUAAUGCAAACAUAAAAUGACCAGACCAUACUGCCUUUAAUAUUUUAUGUAAUUUUUCAGGAUUAACAAAUAGAGAGAUAUAAAUUUCACCUAACAAUAACAAUUGUCCCCACCCCCUAAUAACCCCUUGCCCAACACAAUGGAAAUCCUAAGCACACAACAGCCAUUUGCAGAGAUGGAAAAGAUGACAGACAAUCAGAAGAAAUCCGUUUCAAUUCCAGUUUACCCACACAUAAGGCUGGUUAUAUCUAGGAAGGAAAUAUACUACUACUACUACUACUUCUGCUACUACUAAUAAUAAAUAUUUUCAUUAUUACUAUUUGGAAUUAUAUCCCAGCCUUCCUCCUCAACCUCAACUUCCUUGGUUGGUUGGUGGUACUGACCCACCGUGUGACUUCUUUCCCUCCAAAAAUGGUUCUCUUUUGCUUUCUUCUGUCUACACCCAGACACAGCACAAAUAGCACACAAGCCCAUAGCAUUCUGUCAGUCCUUCUUGUACAGGGUUAAGGGGGCCAAGGAGGGUCACACAGACAGAUCUCAUAUGACUGAGCAUGGAACAACAGCAAUUGUGUGUUUUGCAAAAUGUGUUUGUUCCAUAGACAGUCUUGUGGAUUCAUCAGGCCACAUUCUGAUUCCUGGAAUCUAUGAUGACGUUGAUGAUUUUACAGAAGAGGAGAAGAAGCUGUAUGAGCCAAUAGAAUUUGACAUAGAGCAAUACAAGGUUGACGUCGGUGUGAAGAAAUUUCUCUAUGAUACCAAGGUACAGUACUGUCAAUAGAAAUUGAAAACAGGACAUCUAAAAUAAGGGAAUUGCAGAAAGAUGUUGAGAGAAGCCAUGACUGGCUAACUCCUAUUUUUGUUUCAUUAUGUUUCUAAGGAGGAAAUACUUUCACACUUGUGGCGCUUCCCAUCUCUCUCUAUUCAUGGGAUAGAAGGAGCUUUUCAUGAAAAAGGGAUCAAAACAGUUAUACCAUCAAGAGUCAUAGGAAAGUUUUCAAUCCGGCAAGUUCCUCACAUGAACCUUUCUACUGUGGAAUGUCAGGUAAUGUUGGUUAGACACACUUGAUUCUGAUUCAGCUUAUUUGCAUAACAGGUCCAGGCACUGUUUCAGCUCUUACAUUUAAAGUAAAAAAAGGCAUGUGAUGAUCUAUUGUUAUCCCACCAGUGAAGGUCAGAGACCCUGAUUCCUUGACUUUCUCAUUUUACAAAUUAAGCACUGAAAGAGAUAACACGGUCUGCUUGGUAUUAACAGUUCACCUAUGUAGAAGCCUAUGUCCAAAGAUUUGCUUGCUGAAGCUGAAAUUCACUUCCCUCCCCCUUUUGCUUUGGUCUCAUGUCUCUUUAGGAUUGACAGGUCACAAUGAUGCAUUUGAUGCUGACAGUGAGAAAGCCACAACUAACUGAAUUCCACUGUCAAUGUGAGCUUUCCAAACUGUGUGUUGUGACACGUUAGUGUGUUGGCAUGUUGCACAAACACUCCCCAUGCUCCUCCCAAGGGUUGGAAAGGGGUUAGUUUAACCUCCGGUUUGCUAGUAAAACUGAAUUACUGUGUUGCAAAAUGAUGCAUGUCUAAAAAGUGUGUCACCAACAUGAAAAGUUUGGAAAGCUCUGGUCUAGAGAGAGCAACCUCUUCCUUCAAUCACCACAGCCCAGCUUCACUCCUUCUCCAUAAAUCUACUUCUGUGUAGAAGGUGGAAGCUGGCCCUUAUGUUGUCCCACACUGCCUCUUUCCCUGCAUGAAGUUUGAGUCCCAGCCCAGGCAAACUGAUAACUAUCCCUUCCCACACAGAAGUUGGACUGCAAACUAUUGAGUUCCCUGAGCAACCAACUACUCCAUCCUGCCAUACCAGUUCAAUCAAUUAGUGGCAGAGGGUUCACUGCUAACAAACACCAUGGAAUAUAGAUAAUAUAAAGACACGACAAAUAUUUUUAUUCAAAACAUUUUCUUUUUAGGUGAAACAGUAUUUAGAAAAGGAAUUCUCUAAACGAAACAGCCCAAACAAACUGACAGUGUAUGCCGAAGAGGGUGCAUCGCCAUGGAUUACUAAUAUCAGUGAUCCUCAGUAUAAAGCAGCUGCAAAGGCAAUCAAAAGAGGUUUGAAAUGUUUUUUGAAAUAUAUAUAUAUAUUUGUUUAGAACAUUAUUUGACUUACACAUGCUCAUUUUCUGUCUCUCUAAAGAUGUGAAAUAUGUGUAAAGAAUAAAGAUUGAACACUACAAAUAAAUUAGACUGUAUCACAUAAUCUGAAAUUAAAGUGUUCAUUUAGCUUUGUCAACAAAAAGCAGGAAGGUUAGCUUUUCAAGUGCCAAAUAUUCCAUUUUUUGUUAGCAGAAGCAUGUUCUCCGAUAGAGCCUCCUGAAAACCUAAUUUGCAUCCCCUGGUGGAAUUAUUUUGUUUCAGACAAAAAAAAAAGUUUGUGUAUGUGUGUGUGCGUGUGUGUGUGUGAGAGAGAGAGAACGGAAAAAUUACUUGACUUUUAUCAUUCUAGGUUUUUUCUGCCUCCCAUUCCUUCAUGGAAUUUUUAAACAAUUCCCUUAUCUUCCCUAUAUAUGUAGUCUCCCUUCAUUUUCAUUUUUUUAAAAAAAUUUAUUCCCCUCUUAUUAAUGAUUUUAGAGAAAAUCAACCUAUUUGGCCAAAUCUAUUCUGGUUUUCCAGUGUGUUUUUAAUAAUACUUAUAGCUUCAAAAAUGUUUGUGUGUAUUAUUAUUAAUUACAUUUUCCUCCUGUCCUUCCUUUAAAAAAGCUCAAAGUGGCAUAAGUGUGAGGUAGCUUAGGCUGAGAAAUAGCUUAAUGCCAUGGUAGACAACAUCACAGCUUUGCAUGCCCACUAUGACAACUGUGCAUCCCUUACCAAAAAAACAAAACAAACCCAGAGAUCCAACAUGCAAACCUGUGUGCUGCAUUAGGCCACUUUUGAAGGCAUUCCAGAGGCAACUUUUCACGCCCUUCCCCUCAACCGAAUAAGCUAGCUCUGCCUCCACCAUAACAUACACAUAAGGCUGAAAUGGGGGGGGAGGAAGCUUGUCAGUGUAAUCAGCUCCAACUUGAAGAACAGGUACAGUUUGGGGGCUUGUGCCAUGGCAGAUAUAGCAGUCAGCUUAUGGCUACCUGCUGUGUAGAUUUUUUUAACCACUACCACAACAGUAGAAUUUCUUUAAACCAAAACCAAAACCAAGAGCACAUUCUUCCCACUACCACUUCCAUAUGUUUCAGUUUUUAAAAAGGAUCCAGAUAUGAUUCGGGAUGGAUCAACAAUUCCAAUUGCUCAGAUGCUUCAGGAUAUAACAAAGAAAAGUGUGAUGAUGUUUCCGAUUGGAGCAGCAGAUGAUGGGGAGCACUCUCAGAAAGAGAAGAUAAGCAGGUAAACAAGGUAGACUAAUUCCAUAUAAGGCCCUCUUUAUAGAGGGAAGUAAGGUAUUUCCACAUUACCUAAACAUUAAUACAUGCAUAGAGCAGAAUUCCUAAUUACUAGGAAAGCAGAAUAUUUGUACUUCUCUGCUUCAAAACAGGAGGGUUUUUUUUUAUCUCCAUAUGUUUAAAAUAUUUCCAAAGCAUACCAGAGUUUAUAACUUGGCACAUACAAAGUCCACAACACCCUUGUUGUUAGAAAAGGUCUAGAAAUGGAAUAUGUCUACAUCUGUCCAUCAAAAUGGCAAUGAGGAAGAGAAAAAAUAGUGUCCUCACAACCCUCCCUGCACGCACACACAAAUACAAGCGUGCAUGUUUCUCUGUGGGAAUGCAUGUAUAUAAAUAAUGGCAAGACACGGAUUCCACGCUUUCCCUAUCAUUUCAUGUAGUAGUCAUUGAACAACCAUUUGGUUUCAUACUUCGGUUUACAAUUCAGAUAGUUCUUUGUUUCUGAAACAUGCAUGUAUACAGUGUUCUAUGUACCAUCAGAUUAUAUGUAUAUGUAAAAUGUCCCUACGAGUUGAAGAAAUGAAUUUUGGGCAUUUCACACAAUAUAGCAACCUUAAUAUUUAGAUUGUUUGACAGUUGCUUUUCUCUUCUUUCCCAAUCAGAAAAAAUUACAUUAAUGGAACAAAAGUGUUUUCCUCCUUUUUACUGGAGAUCUCAAAGCUCCAUAAGGAAUUACUGAGAGGCUCCAAGUGA
Podarcis lilfordi (Lilford's wall lizard) is the source of this 15751-nucleotide messenger RNA. The record is from the annotation of a GenBank genome assembly. Lineage: Eukaryota; Metazoa; Chordata; Lepidosauria; Squamata; Lacertidae.